Molecule: messenger RNA, 1938 nt
Organism: Dryobates pubescens (Downy woodpecker)
Lineage: Eukaryota; Metazoa; Chordata; Aves; Piciformes; Picidae
Product: basic proline-rich protein-like
Exons: 1
Coding region: 1-1938 (645 amino acids)
Source: RefSeq, a predicted model, not a curated record
AUGUUUCCUCGAGCAAACCACAACCCUCUGCAAGCAGCUCAGCAAUGCACUGGCAGCGCGAAGCCAGCCCUCGACAGUAACAAACGGAGUCGGAGGGCAGGCCAGGAUGUGCUGGUGAUAAUCUUUUCCACUGCAGGCAGGAGCCCUGCCAUUUUCCAGCACAACAACAACAACAGAGGCCCCGUUCCCCCAGCCCCUGGGGCGGGGGGGGACGAAGCACGAGUCGGCUGCAGCUCAGCACCCCGCUCCCGUGUCGCCCCGCCAACCCUCUCCCACCUGGCGAGCCGCGGAGCCGCCUGCCCGGCCGGGGCCGCUCAGCCCUGGCCGCCCCCUCGCUGCCGGCCGCCCCCUCGCUGCCGGCCGCUGCCCCGCUCCGGCUGCCCCCUCGCUGCCGGCCGCCCCCUCGCUGCCGGCCGCCCCCUCGCUGCCGGCCGCCCCCUCGCUGCCGCCUGCCCCCUCGCUGCCGGCCGCUGCCCCGCUCCGGCUGCCCCCUCGCUGCCGCCCGCCCCCUCGCUGCCGGCCGCCCCCUCGCUGCCGCCUGCCCCCUCGCUGCCGGCCGCUGCCCCGCUCCGGCUGCCCCCUCGCUGCCGCCUGCCCCCUCGCUGCCGGCCGCUGCCCCGCUCCAGCUGCCCCCUCGCUGCCGCCUGCCCCCUCGCUGCCGCCUGCCCCCUCGCUGCCGGCCGCCCCCUCGCUGCCGCCUGCCCCCUCUCGCUGCCGGCCGCCCCCUCGCUGCCGGCUGCCCCCUCGCUGCCGGCCGCCCCCUCGCUGCCGGCUGCCCCCUCGCUGCCGCCUGCCCCCUGGCUGCCGGCCGCCCCCUGGCUGCCGCCUGCCCCCUCGCUGCCGGCCGCCCCCUCGCUGCCGGCCGCCCCCUCGCUGCCGGCCGCCCCCUCGCUGCCGCCUGCCCCCUCGCUGCCGGCCGCUGCCCCGCUCCGGCUGCCCCCUCGCUGCCGCCCGCCCCCUCGCUGCCGGCCGCCCCCUCGCUGCCGCCUGCCCCCUCGCUGCCGGCCGCUGCCCCGCUCCGGCUGCCCCCUCGCUGCCGCCUGCCCCCUCGCUGCCGGCCGCUGCCCCGCUCCAGCUGCCCCCUCGCUGCCGCCUGCCCCCUCGCUGCCGCCUGCCCCCUCGCUGCCGGCCGCCCCCUCGCUGCCGGCUGCCCCCUCGCUGCCGGCCGCCCCCUCGCUGCCGGCUGCCCCCUCGCUGCCGGCCGCCCCCUCGCUGCCGGCUGCCCCCUCGCUGCCGCCUGCCCCCUGGCUGCCGGCCGCCCCCUGGCUGCCGCCUGCCCCCUCGCGGCCGGCCGCCCCCUCGCUGCCGGCCGCCCCCUCGCUGCCGGCCGCCCCCUCGCUGCCGCCUGCCCCCUCGCUGCCGGCCGCUGCCCCGCUCCGGCUGCCCCCUCGCUGCCGCCCGCCCCCUCGCUGCCGGCCGCCCCCUCGCUGCCGCCUGCCCCCUCGCUGCCGGCCGCUGCCCCGCUCCGGCUGCCCCCUCGCUGCCGCCUGCCCCCUCGCUGCCGGCCGCUGCCCCGCUCCAGCUGCCCCCUCGCUGCCGCCUGCCCCCUCGCUGCCGCCUGCCCCCUCGCUGCCGGCCGCCCCCUCGCUGCCGCCUGCCCCCUCUCGCUGCCGGCCGCCCCCUCGCUGCCGGCUGCCCCCUCGCUGCCGGCCGCCCCCUCGCUGCCGGCUGCCCCCUCGCUGCCGCCUGCCCCCUGGCUGCCGGCCGCCCCCUGGCUGCCGCCUGCCCCCUCGCUGCCGGCCGCCCCCUCGCUGCCGGCCGCCCCCUCGCUGCCGGCCGCCCGGCAGGAAAUCCCGUGCGUGGCACGAGCCUGACCCGGGCCCGGGGCGGGCAGGAGGCCGUUCUGUGCGAGCGAGGAAGGGCAGGGGCUGCGAGAUGAAUCACCGCCACGGCCAUCAUCCUGAGGAAAAGCCUCGGAGGGUGGAUGCGGCGCGAUAA